This is a messenger RNA of Penicillium diatomitis, 2085 nucleotides long. RefSeq names its product glutamine--fructose-6-phosphate transaminase (isomerizing) GFA1 (gene gfa1). The transcript has 6 exons. Gene Ontology annotation, molecular function: L-glutamine:D-fructose-6-phosphate transaminase (isomerizing) activity; carbohydrate derivative binding. Gene Ontology annotation, biological process: fructose 6-phosphate metabolic process; UDP-N-acetylglucosamine metabolic process; protein N-linked glycosylation. NCBI's taxonomy places the organism in Eukaryota, Fungi, Ascomycota, Eurotiomycetes, Eurotiales, Aspergillaceae. The record is from RefSeq and is a predicted model, not a curated record. The coding region runs from base 1 to 2085 and encodes 694 amino acids.
AUGUGUGGAAUCUUCGGUUACAUCAACUACCUGGUCGAGCGUGACCGCCAGUUCAUUAUUGACACACUCCUCAAUGGCCUGUCAAGAUUGGAGUACCGUGGUUACGACUCAGCUGGUAUGGCCGUCGAUGGCGACAAGAAGAACGAAGUCCAGGCGUUCAAGGAAGUUGGCAAAGUCGCCAAGCUGCGCGAACUCAUUGCCGAGACCCAGCCCGACAUGACCAAGACCUUUGAGUCUCAUGCCGGUAUCUCUCACACCCGUUGGGCCACCCACGGCACCCCUUCCCGCCAGAACUGUCACCCCCACCGAUCUGACCCCUCCUGGGAGUUCUCUGUCGUCCACAAUGGAAUCAUCACCAACUACAAAGAAUUGAAGGCGCUGUUGGAGACCAAGGGCUUCCGCUUCGAGACCGAGACCGAUACCGAGUGCAUUGCCAAGCUGGCCAAGUACUUGUACGACCAGCACCCCGAUAUCGAGUUCACUGUCCUGGCCAAGGCGGUCAUCAAGGAGCUGGAGGGCGCUUUCGGUCUACUCCUCAAGUCCGUCCACUACCCCCAUGAGGUCAUUGCGGCUCGCAAGGGUUCUCCCUUGGUCGUCGGUGUGCGCACCACCAAGAAGAUGAAGGUCGACUUUGUCGAUGUCGAAUUCUCCGAGGAUGGUCCUCUUCCCGCCGAGCAGGCCUCCCAGAAUGUCGCCCUCAAGAAGUCGGCGGCCAGCCUCCUCGCCCCUCCCGACAAGUCCCUGCUGCACCGCUCUCAGUCUCGUGCUUUCCUCUCCGAUGACGGCAUCCCCCAGCCCGCGGAAUUCUUCCUGUCCUCCGAUCCCUCCGCCAUCGUCGAGCACACCAAGAAGGUUCUGUACUUGGAAGACGACGACAUUGCCCACAUCCACGAUGGACAGCUCAACAUUCACAGACUCACCAAGGAUGACGGCACCUCCAACGUGCGUGCCAUCCAGACCAUUGAGCUGGAGCUCCAGGAGAUCAUGAAGGGCAAGUUCGACCACUUCAUGCAGAAGGAAAUCUUCGAGCAACCCGAGUCCGUCGUCAACACCAUGCGUGGUCGUUUGGACGUCGCCAACCAGAUGGUCACCCUGGGUGGCCUGCGCCAAUACAUCUCCACCAUUCGCCGCUGCCGUCGUCUGAUCUUCAUUGCCUGUGGUACCAGCUACCACUCCUGCAUGGCUGUGCGUGGUGUGUUUGAGGAGCUGACUGAGAUUCCUAUUGCCGUGGAGCUGGCCUCCGACUUCUUGGAUCGUCAGGCUCCCGUUUUCCGUGACGACACUUGCGUGUUCGUCUCCCAGUCGGGUGAGACCGCGGACUCCCUGAUGGCUCUCCGCUACUGCCUGGAGCGUGGCGCCCUGACCGUCGGUGUCGUCAACGUCGUCGGUUCCUCCAUCUCGCUCCUGACCCACUGCGGUGUCCACAUCAACGCUGGUCCCGAAAUCGGUGUCGCCUCCACCAAGGCUUACACCUCUCAAUUCGUCGCCAUGGUCAUGUUUGCGCUCUCCCUGAGCGAGGACCGCGCCUCAAAGCAGAAGCGCCGCGAGGAGAUCAUCGAGGGUCUCGGCAAGGUCUCGGAUCAGUUCCGCGAAAUCCUCAAGCUGAACGAGCCCAUCAAGGAGAUGUGCGCCAAGUUCUUCAAGGACCAGAAGAGUCUGCUCCUGUUGGGCCGUGGUGCUCAAUACCCCACCGCUCUCGAGGGUGCCCUUAAGAUCAAGGAGAUCUCAUACCUUCACUGCGAGGCUGUCAUGUCUGGUGAAUUAAAGCACGGUGUCUUGGCCCUGGUUGACGAGAACCUGCCCAUCAUCAUGAUCCUUACCCGUGACAACCUAUUCACCAAGUCCCUGAACGCCUACCAACAGGUCAUCGCCCGUGGUGGUCGCCCCAUUGUCAUCUGCAACGAGGACGAUCCCGAGUUCUCCUCGGCCCAGACGGAGAAGAUUGUUGUCCCCAAGACCGUGGACUGCCUCCAGGGUCUUCUGAACGUCAUCCCUCUGCAGUUGAUCUCCUACUGGUUGGCUGUCGGUGAGGGUCUGAACGUCGACUUCCCCCGUAACUUGGCCAAGUCCGUCACGGUGGAGUAA